Ficedula albicollis (Collared flycatcher) is the source of this 948-nucleotide messenger RNA. It is a transcript of the gene FOXB2, whose product is annotated as forkhead box B2. Gene Ontology annotation, molecular function: DNA-binding transcription factor activity, RNA polymerase II-specific; RNA polymerase II cis-regulatory region sequence-specific DNA binding. NCBI's taxonomy places the organism in Eukaryota, Metazoa, Chordata, Aves, Passeriformes, Muscicapidae. The record is from RefSeq and is a predicted model, not a curated record. Gene Ontology annotation, biological process: regulation of transcription by RNA polymerase II; anatomical structure morphogenesis; cell differentiation.
AUGCCCAGGCCGGGGAAGAGUUCGUACAGCGACCAGAAGCCUCCCUACUCUUACAUCUCCCUGACGGCCAUGGCUAUCCAGCACUCGGCAGAGAAGAUGCUGCCCCUGAGCGACAUCUACAAGUUCAUCAUGGAGCGGUUCCCUUACUACCGGGAGCACACCCAGCGUUGGCAGAACUCCCUCCGCCACAACCUGUCCUUCAAUGACUGCUUCAUCAAGAUCCCGCGGCGACCCGACCAGCCGGGUAAAGGCAGCUUCUGGGCGUUGCACCCGGACUGCGGGGACAUGUUUGAGAACGGCAGCUUCCUCCGCCGCCCCCCCCCCCCCCGCCGCCGCAAGCGCUUCAAGGUGCUGCGCCCCGAGCAUCACCUGCCCGGCGGCGGCGGCGGCGGGGGGCGGCGGAGGUCCCGGCAAACCCCCGGCGCCUACCCCACACAUGGUGCACUACUUCCAUCCGCACCCUCCGCCGCCUUCUCACCCUAUGGGAGCAGCCAGCCCUCGGGCUUCAAGCAUCCCUUCGCCAUCGAAAACAUCAUCGGCAGAGAUUACAAGGGUGUACUGCAGGCCGGCGGGCUGCCGCUGGCCUCGGUGAUGCACCACCUAGGCUACCCGGUGCCCAGCCAGCUCAGCAGCGUGGUGAGCUCCGUGUGGCCGCACGUGGGGGUGAUGGACUCUGUGGCCAGUGUGCCCGUAUCUCCUGACUACGGACCCUUCGGCAUGCCCGUGAAGGCGCUCUGCCACCCGCCGGCACAGACCAUGCCCGCCGUCCCGGUGCCCAUCAAGCCGGCGCCGGCGUUGCCCGCUACCUCGGCCAUCCCUGCUCUGACGGUCGCCACCUCGCAGAUCUCCCCCGCCGCUUCCCCGGCUGCUGCAUCGCUGCUGGAGCAGACCGCGAGCAACAACCCCGAUGGCAAGAGCUCCCUCCACUCCGUCCUGGUGCACUCCUAA